Molecule: messenger RNA, 1424 nt
Organism: Vollenhovia emeryi
Lineage: Eukaryota; Metazoa; Arthropoda; Insecta; Hymenoptera; Formicidae
Product: odorant receptor 13a-like
Exons: 6
Coding region: 115-1398 (427 amino acids)
Biological process (GO): sensory perception of smell; detection of chemical stimulus involved in sensory perception of smell
Cellular component (GO): plasma membrane
Molecular function (GO): olfactory receptor activity; odorant binding
Source: RefSeq, a predicted model, not a curated record
CAAUUUGUGGAAUUAUGAUAUAUUCAAAUCAUGAGUUAUGGUUCAGCUUAUCAUGUCAGAGUGCACCGUUACAGUACAUAUAAUGGCGAUUGAUUCGUACCUACUUGAGUGGGGAUGCCCUGUGUGGGGAUACACCUGCAGAAACGGUGUACCUCAUUUCCUCCUCAACUAGAGUAUCGAACAAAUGUGCAAACGCUGAUCUUCUGUUUUUUUUUACAUUUUAAAAACUACUGGCAAAUGAUCACGAGUACUGUCAGCCCGGUGCUGAAAUUUGGCCUUCGAUUUCUCGGCAUCUGGCCGGAUGCCUCUGUGUAUUCUAAUGUUUACUGGUUUAGUUUUAUGAUAAGCAUAUUGAUGGUACAGUAUUUCCAGUAUUUAUACAUUUUUCAACACUUGAAGAUCAGCGAGCUCUCGAAUCUUAUUGAUUGUUUGAUUGUGACUUUAGAUUAUAGUUUGACAGUUUUUAAAUUGAUUGGUUUGUGGAUACAACGUCGAGUUUUUCAUCAAAUCCUGGCCGACAUGGAUAAUGAUUGGCGCGAGUGUAUCAAUACCGAGCAUUUAUCUGUGAUGACAAUUAAAGCGAAUAUAUCGCAUUUCAUCUGUAAUGCUUUAUUUGGUAUUAAUACGUUUAUUGGAGCACUUUACCUUUUAGGCGACUACGUAAUUCAUUUUGUACUUUUAACUGAAGACUACAACGUUACUUUGCGACAGCUUCCCAUAAAAUUACAACUACCUUUUGAAACUCAACGCUCGCCGAUAUUUGAACUUCUCAUUAUAGCAAUAUUUGUACAAGUGAUGCUACAUGUGUGCACGUUUUGUACUCUGAAUGGAUUGAUUCUCACUUUGGUGCUACACGUCAGUGGACAAAUAGAUAUAAUGUGUCAUGAGUUAAAGAAUGUUUCUAAAAAUGCUCUUUUUCAUGAAUCUACGUUGUCUUUAUUUCAAGUGCAGAUCGAGAGACAUAAAAAAAUUAUUUCAUUUUCCAAGAACAUUGAAUCACUUUUCUCCUUUUUUGCGUUCAUGCAAGUUUUUUGGAAUACAUUAGUUAUUUGUUGUUUAGGGUUUAUAAUCAUAUUUUCUAUUCAUAACAAAACUGGGACUUUCGUAUUAAUAAAAACUAGUUCUGGUUAUUUCGUUGCAAUGACUGAAGCCUUUAUUAUUUGUUUUGCCGGAGAAUAUCUUAGCAUGAAGGGUAAAUUAAUUGCUAAUGCUAUAUACGAAAUGAUGUGGUAUGACAUGCUGUCAAGUCAAAGUAAAAUUAUAAUAUUCAUAAUAAUGAGAUGUCAGAAGCGAUUGACGAUUACGGCAGGCAAAAUGAUGGAUAUGUCAUUCGAAACUUUUACAAGUAUUAUAAAGGCAUCAGCAUCAUACAUAUCCGUUUUGAAUGCUAUGUAUUGACACAAAGAAGACUGCAAUAUACAAAU